Molecule: messenger RNA, 4570 nt
Organism: Cynoglossus semilaevis (tongue sole)
Lineage: Eukaryota; Metazoa; Chordata; Actinopteri; Pleuronectiformes; Cynoglossidae
Gene: ankrd13b
Product: ankyrin repeat domain 13B
Exons: 15
Coding region: 383-2443 (686 amino acids)
Cellular component (GO): cytoplasm
Molecular function (GO): protein binding
Source: RefSeq, a predicted model, not a curated record
AGAGGAGGUGGGGGAGAAGGAGGAGGAGAGGAGAGAGUAGGCAAAAAGAGGGAGAGAGAGAGAGGCAGAAAGAGAGAGCGAGAGAGAGGUGGGAGGCAGGAGCGGUGUGUUUAGUCCGAAAGGUGCAGCCCAAUCUUAUCAGACUAUCAAACGGAGGUGUUGUGUCUUUUGUCCAGAAUAUACGGGGAAUUUCUCUCUCCUAAGCUGAGCCAUUCUACAGGAGUCCACCCUCUGUUCUUGACGCGUAAAAGAAGACGCUGCCUCUUUUACGCCUUGAGUCAUCACCGCCGGUAAGAAGGAUGAUAGUAGCGUGAAUAAUUCCAAAAAAGUACCACUACGGUCCACAGCGAAGGGAGGAGAGGAGACACAGUAUGAUUUGAGGAUGAUUUCUGCCAAGAAAACUCCGGAGAAGAGUCGUUAUCCUAUCCACUAUCUGGUGUGGCACAACAAACACCGACAGCUGGAGAAAGAACUGGCAGCCAACGAGCAGACUAAUCUAGAAACUCUGGACCCUCGUGGUCGAACUCCUCUCCACCUGGCUGUGACACUGGGAUACCUGGACUGCGCCAGAGUCCUGCUGCAGCACGGAGCAGACGUUAGCAAGGAGAAUCGCAAUGGAUGGACCGUUCUCCAGGAGGCGGUGAGCACCAGAGAUCCAGAAUUAGUGCGUCUCGUGCUCCGUUACCGUGACUACCAGAGGACUGCCAAGCGACUGGCGGGCAUCCCCGUCCUCCUGGAGCGGCUUCGCCAAGCCCAGGACUUCUACGUGGAGAUGAAAUGGGAGUUCACCAGCUGGGUGCCCUUGGUGUCACGGAUCUGCCCCAGCGACACCUACAGGGUUUGGAAGAGUGGUCAGUGUCUGCGUGUGGACACCACCCUGAUGGGCUUUGAACAGAUGACCUGGCAGAGAGGAAACCGCAGCUUCAUUUUCAGGGGUCAAGACUCUCGUGCAGAGGUGAUGGAGGUCGACCACGACAGGCAGCUGGUGUUUUGCGAGACUCUGCCCGUGUCGUCUCUCACUGCCCUCUCACCCGACCGGGGGAAUCCCUGCGCCUGCAGCAGCACCGCCACAAGUCUGGGUGUUCUGGGAGGGAUGCAGCCCAGUGACGAGCAGGUAGCAGCCAGACUGACCGCACCUGUGGUCACCACGCAGCUGGACACACGCAACAUCGCCUUUGAGAGGAACAGGACAGGAAUCCUGGGCUGGAGGAGUGAGAAGACGGAAACAGUGAAUGGAUAUGAAGCCAAGGUAUACGCCGCGUCCAACGUGGAGCUGAUCACCAGGACCAGAACGGACCACCUCUCAGACCAAAACAAGAACAAAUCCAAAGGUGGCAGAACUCCGCUACAGAACUUUCUCGGAAUCGCUGAGCAGCACAUGGGCCCAAACAACGGGGCUCUGGUCACUCAGAUGUCCAGUCCUGCAGUGACGAACCCCACACUGCUGACGGCCGAGGAGUACUUCAACCCCAGCCUGUCACCGACUCGUAGAGACAUCGGCCACCCGUGCCAGCUCACCACCAAGACCCAGAGGUUCAAAGCUAAGUUAUGGUUGUGUGAGUCUCAUCCUCUGUCCCUGGCGGAGCAAGUGCUGCCAAUCAUCGACCUCAUGGCCAUCUCCAACGCUCUGUUUGCUAAGCUGAGGGACUUCAUCACUCUACGUCUGCCGCCUGGAUUUCCUGUCAAGAUUGAGAUCCCGCUCUACCACAUCCUGAACGCCAGGAUCACCUUCAGUAACCUGAACGGCUGCGAGGAAGGUUUGAGCAUCCGCACCGACAACGAAGUCGGGAUGGAGGGGGACGGACAGAGGGAUGGUGGGAGGACAGAGACACCGUCUCCAGGCAGUGACUCCUCCAGUGUCUCCAGCUCCAGCUCUACAAUGUCCUGUCGAACGGGAGAGAUCGCCCCCUGUGUGUUUGAGCCUCCACCUGGAUACACCAUGCUCGGGGGCAAACAGAGGGAGAGCAUGAGGGAUGAGGAGGAAGACCUGCUGCAGUUCGCCAUACAGCAGAGUCUACUGGAGGCCGGCUCCGAGUACGACCAGGUGGGCAAACGGUGUCAAAUACCAAACCAUAAACACUUUGUGUCAGGGGUGAUUUGUCAUAUGUUAUGUCAUGAAAUAAGAAUGUUUUCUAAUAUACUAGUCCCGCCCACUUAUGUAUGUGGCCCCUGUCCUAAUCCAAUAAGAGAUUUUUUUUUUCGAUUCGUAUUCACCAAAGUAUUUGUUUCCCCUUUAUCCAGGACACCCCAACACAAGCCCCGCCCUGCGUCUGGCCUCUGCUCCACCCCCUCCAAGAAACAGCCAACCACCUGCAGCUAUGACGAGCAGCUGCGCAUCGCCAUGGAAAUCUCAGCCCGGGAGCAGGAAGAGGCGGAGCUGAGGCAGCGGCAGGAAGAAGAGGAACUGCAACGCAUCAUCCAGCUGUCACUCAUGGACAAAUGAGAGCUGGGUGGUCCAGUGGGACUGGGGUUCCUCGGGCCUGGUUGGUGAUUAAGGGGAGGGUGCUGAAGUGAGGAAUCAUGGGAAAAAAAGCCAAUUUAGGCUUGAUAAGCUAAGCACACAUCGCUGAGAAACAUCUUGGUUUUCUCCCAUCACCUCCGCCAGACCUCUCCCAUGAAGCCAUACAGUGACUGUCUGGACCUCAGACGGCCAGAUGGGGGCGCCAUGUUCGCUCUCUCUGGUACCACGUGGUACUUCCCUUGUCCAGUGCCAGUUUACAAACAAUGCAUCCAAUACAACCAGUUAAGAAUGUCUCCCUGGAUGAGUGGUUGGUGUGUGUCUGGUGCAAAGGCACACCGUGUGUGUGUGUGUUUGUGUGUUAAUGUAAUGUGUGUGUGUUUGUUUCAAAACCAGCUCUCCACACAGGAGUCAACAGCUCACCUUUAGUCCUGUAAAGACUCUUCUCCAGCACCGACACUCACCAAGUGUGUCGACGUCACUCCUGACUCUGAUGGUGGGGGGGGGGGGGGGGGGAGUGAACGAUGAGUCAGGACAGCGGUGAGACCACAAUACUGUGGGCUCCUCAGACAGUAUGUAAGAAAUGGACACAGCCAAUGAGAGUAGACUUAAAUGAUGAGUUGACGCCACACAUGACAUGCUUUCUGGUGCUAGAAAGAGUGAGAAUUACCUCUAGAAUCAGAGCCCGGUCCGGACGGUAGAAGAAGCGGUCGACGGAGGUGUUCACAAGUCGUCACUAAUCCAUGAUUAUUAGUCUCAACCUUAGUCAGAUGCAUACACGUUUAGGACAUGUCAAGGUCACCGGUUAUUACAUUAUCACUUACAGUUCAUUUCAAGUCAGCUGGACUGAACUACCGGGUCAUACCACCUUAAAAAUUUUAAGGUGGUAUGACAAAGUUGCUUAGGUGUAACGUUGUUUUUCGGAGAACUCUUAAACUAGUACUCUUAUCACUCAGUCAACAGCAACACUUGACUGAUGUUCCUAAAUCCUUCACAAAGACCACAGACAUUUCCUGUUGAAAAAAUAAAUCUGUGAAGUAGAAAGACGUCAGAGGUCGAGAGUGAAGGAUUAAAAAAAAAAGCUAAAACUAAAGGUCUGUUCACACCACUGUACUUCCACAGCGUCACAGGAGCCUGUCAUCCCAAGGUCGUGUCCAUUUCUUAUGUACAGUCUAUGGUUGUUUUUGAAAGGUUGGUUCGAUUGUGUUGAAUGCUAACAAAAAUGUUAUUAUUAUUAUUGAAGGAUAAGUCAAAGAAAUAAUAAGCAACAAUUUUUCAGUUUUGAUUUGCACAAACGUCAGCUGUACUGUACUGUACUGUACCGAGCUUGUGGGUGGAACACAUAUAAACACAUGACUGUUACUGGGUGUAGAUGAUGAUGAGGCGGAGGAGCACAAAGACGGCUCAGACUACGGUCCGGGUCCGGCGUUAGACUUUGAGCACAGAUGUGAUGAAACACUACCUGAUCGUGCUUUCUUUUCUGUGUGUGACUGCGACUGCUGUUUAAUCCUAAAAAAAUAAAUAAAGGGACAAUGCGUGUUGGCUUGUGCUUGUGAACCGUGGCGUUGCUGUGGAGCUGAAAAGAUUUCCUGUAAAUGACAUCUGCUCAGCUGUGAGGAGCAGACCCUUCACCUUUUUUUUUUCCUGUGUCAUCACCGUAUAGUGAGAGUGUCAGUGUGUGUGUGUGUGUUACCAACAUCACAGCAUGGUGUGCACCUGUGUGAGACUUUAGACCUGCAGUAUGUCAGGGUGCUACUGUUGGGUGUUUCUGCACAUUGAUGGAAAAAAAAAAUCAUGCAAAAAGUGAUUUAAAAAAUUUGGAUUGUAUAACAGUUAUAUAUGAGUAAAGGCAAGUUAGAGUUAAACACCGGUUAACAUACUGUAUAUUUGUUUGCCAGAGACUGACGGACUGAGGAUCAUUGAUCAUUUACACAUCAGCACAAACUCAGAGCCACAACGCUCUUAUUCUCUGUUUUUCACGACUUUAGUUGCCUGGUCAGUCAGAACACUUCAUCCUUUUUUACUUAAAGCUGUUGGGAAAAUGAGAUGUGAGGAGAUGUUUUCCCAGUGUUUGCUGAACUGAUUUCCAAAAAUAAACCACAAAUAAAAACA